AUGUCGCAUGCCGUGGACUCGUUCGUCCAAUCUUUCCGGCGACUUCCUUUUUCGGCUCCUUUUGCUGGUGCCAUCCAAUCUCUAGAGCUUUUUUUCGGUUCUUCUCCAAGCCCAUCAUUUGUGAAAAAGUCCCUAACUCGGUCGUUAUUGUGUCCCAUUCGACAUGGCUCCGACUUGCUCUUUCUCGACGGCUGGUUCACCUCUAAGAAGACUUCUAUUUUGAUGCCGUCAAAGCUGGUGCUGAAGAUCAAGUUGACAAGGCGACCGCUCCGCUCUCAGCCAUUCCGCAAAGUUUCAAGUCGCGACAAAUUGAGUGGACCAUGGCUCAGAAAGCAGUUCGGCCUCAGGAUCCUCCGUCCAGCCCUUGUUCCACAUUUGCACUCGCAAUUAUCCCUUCGUGUAUGCGUUUCGGCCACUGCAUCCUCUCCAACCAUUUUUGCCUUUUCUGUCCGUUCUCCUUCUAAAUGCAUUUCCAGCACAGUGCGGACCUCCAAAUUCUACUCGGAUCUAAGACCUUCUGGCCAUGAACAGUGUAUAAUCGAUCGAGCUGUUGUAUCUACUUAUGGAAUAACUUCUGUUUUUCAUUUCAAAGUUUACGGUUCUGCUUCUUCCAUAAAGGCCCGAUAUUCAUCAUCUGUUAAAUAAUUUUACCGUUUAUUUCCGCGUUCUCUUCCUCUAGUUUCUUUUUAAGCUUUUGUUUUUCUCGUUGCUUUUUGCAAAACCGACCUACCAACGGUUUCAGAUCAAGUCGUCUUCGCAGAACCGACAGAAAGAACAGAAAUGACGACAACGGGGGACCAGCAGUACUUGCAGCACCAGUACUCACAGCAGCCGUACUUCCCGCAGAAGCGACGGGAAGACAGCGGCUACUCGCAGAAGUCGUCGCAGCACUCGCAGCACUCGCCGUCGCUCAUCGACGCCCUUGCCAACGACCUCUCCGUCUUCUCAAUCGCUCAACAGUGCGGUACGUUUUUCAAAUUACUGGAUAGUUCCUCUAAAACUCAAAAAUUUCAAACUGUUUCAAAACAUAAAAUCAAUUUUUCCGCCCAGCCAGACGUAAAAAACGAACUUUGUUACGGAGAAUCAGAUCUAUGGCAAGAAAUUUUUCAAAAAGCAUGUGUCAGAUAUCGAAAUAUGUACAUUGAUGGAAAUGUACGGCCCCAAAACUCCGAAGGCUGAUGUAUAUGGGCUCCUUUUUCUGUUCGACUUUAGCCACAGAAGGCUGUUCAGCUUAAAGGAGACUCGAAUUAAAGAGUAGUUUGAGGAGAUUUGUGUCUUUCUUGGGUUGAAAUGUGCAAGAAUUAAAAACUUCAUCGAACUUCCGCUGCCCUUUUUUCUGCUGCUGGUCAUGUUUUCCGCUGGCAUUCGCUAGAAAGACAGCUUUCACAUCGGAAUAUGCCAAAAGGACUCUUUUUGUCGAGCUCUUUGUUUUCGUUUUUUGAAUUUGCGCCAAAACAUGUUUUUCACUGCGCACUUUUCUUUUUCAAAAUAUCCAGUUCUGCAAUCCACUUUUUUCUUCUUUUAAGCUCCAGUGAAACUAAAUUGCCAUGUUACCACUAUCCUUUUUCAUGAUAAUGCGGUCGAAGUAGUCGUUUCCGAUGAAAACUUCAUUUUGUGUCAAAAAAUCUACUUGUCCAACUCUUUGAUAUGGAGAUUUCGAUGUGCGAUUUCCUUUUUUUCGACGAAAAUUAAUAACGUGAAAUAUAGAGCCGUUGAUUUGACAAUUUUUGAGAACAUUUUAUCGAUUUUUUUUUACCAGAGUUCGCCAACUGGUAAAAAAAAUCAAGAGCAAGAAUAUGAUUCUUGCUCUUGAUUUUCUUUUCCUAUAAUUUGCUCGCGACGUUCUGAAACAAAAGUGUCUACGUUCUUUUUUCUCCAAGAAAGAUAAAUAUAGCUCAAAAGAAUGAGAGCGUCAGACUGUUUCAAAUCAACGCGAACGUGGUACAUAAAAGGAGAAAAAAAAGUUGAAAUCUAAGAAAAGGGUUUAUUGACAAGUUGAGCAUGGCGAGGUCGCCAGAAACCUAAUUAACGGUUGUCUUCAAAUCAUACGGUAGAGAAAUCGGGUCUCUUGGCGACGCGCGACAUUGAUAAUUGUCCAUAUAUGGUAAUUAGGCGCCCUGCGGAGAAAAACGGACGGCUGAAGGAGUGACCGGCGCUCGGGGACAGAGAAGCAGAGUGAAGCAGAGACCGAGAGUCGGCAGAUGGCCGUUGACGUCUUCUUUGGCCCAGAAGGCUUGCACGAAACAAUGUUUCAACCUUUCGAAACUCAAGAAGAUUUGAUAGUUCUCUUUUUUCUCGGACUACCAUCCUAAACAUAACUCCAGAAGAGAUAGGAGAGCGAGAAUAUUGUCUUCUUUCGGUGACAUACGGAUCUCGAGCCACCUGGCGCUUCUGUCGGUAACUCAAGACGAGUGAAUUAUUGCCCUUUGUCAGGCUUGCCGUUGUUGUUUCCACAGGCCAAUUCGGAGCGACGGACAAAGCCUUCGGCUUCCGCGCAAAUGUGUUUACAGAAGCUUGACCAGUAACCGAGAUCUCUCUUUUGCGGGAGACCUUUUCAGUCCGAGUUGCCCAGAAAAUACCGUCUAACCAGGGAACGUUUUUUACCCCCCGGUUGAACUUUUGCUGAAACUUUGCUGAAGUGUACUUCAGGACCCCCUGAUUGCAGAUCAAGAAGAAAAUUUCUCGCAAUAGAUCUUGUUUCCGAGUUAUGGAGCUUCAAAGUGUGCGAAAUACGCGAAUUAGGCCAAAAAAGAGCUAUUUCGGGCUUUUGAAGUGUUCUAACUCGAAAACGAGAUCUAUUGCGAGAAAUUUUCUUCCUGUUCUGGAAUCAGGGGGUCCUAAAGUACACUUCGGCAAAGUUUCAGCAAAAGUUCAACCGGGGGGUAAAAAACGUUCCCUAGUAAGGGACCUCAAAACUCAAUUUGAGUCCCUAGCAAACUUGCAUGUCGCAAUGGAUUGUGUCCUGUAAGCUAGAAGCAACUUUUUUGCAAAAAAAAGUUUAGAGAAAAAUCAAAAACCUUAUCAUUUUCGCUAUAAAAAGAAGGUCGCUCAAAACAAUACUGAGCUCAUCUUUUGGCUCAAUAGGUGUGCAAGUUUCCCAGAAUGGGAACGGACUUGAUAGGAGAAGAGAAAUGAGUUGAGAUUGUGAGGCUCAUUCGUCUUCUCUUCAUGGGUGAUCAGAUAUGGACGACGAAUUGGCUCCCGCCGAGCAACACUCCUCUGCGUCGAAUUUCAAGACAUCUUCGACAAGUGCUCUCCGAUUUCUGGCCCCAACUUGUCGCAAACAUGUCUUCUUCUUUCAAUUUUAUUUUUUCAACAAAUUGAAUGAGCGUGUGGCCGUUUUUUUUCUUGAUGGCUGUGAGUUUUGUUGGCGAAAUAGAUGUUUACGCCGCAAAUGGAGACGACCAAUUAGGCUCCUCAUAGUAGUUAUCUUAUUUGAAGUCUGCACUCGGAAAAUCAGUGCGCUUUCUUGAUUUGCCUUGGGAAACGCCUCUACUUCGAGCAACGGAUACUUCUUCUCUAGUCUUUUUUACUUCCUUUUCAACUCCAAAAAAGAAGCGUUUCGACUGAUUAUAGUUUCAAUUUUUCGGCACAUUCUUUCAUUUUGUUGACCAAUUAUAUAUAGUCUGUGUGCCACGACUUGAAAUUUCACCCAACGACAUUCCGCUGUUCCGCUGCAGGCGUUCGCGAAGCGUCUUUCGAAUCUAGGUCACGUUUUCAAUUGAUUGUUAUUGCUGUGGGAGCACAUGAGAGUAGAAUACCUUAUAAAAGAAAAAAAAAAAUCAAAAGCGCGACCAAGCUUCGCAAAGGCGCGCAGCGGCACAACGGAACGUCGUUUGGUAAAAUUCCAAGUCGUGGUACACAGGAUAUAUUUAAUGAAAAACCCUUUUUAUGAUUUCGCAUAAAAACUUUAGACAAGAGGAAACACAUUUCUGUGUAUCACAUUGAAAACUAGUAGUAGAUAAAAAUAAAGUAAAAAAUGUUAAACAAGCAAAAAGGAUUUUAAAAUUAUCCCCUCUGGACUCUCGGUUUGAUAGAGAAAUUCCAGUUCUGAAUAAGACUCACAUUUCACUUUGUGGUGAAAGGUUAUUGGUUGGCGAGACGAGGUAAUUAUUGUGUGGCGCGAGAUGAGCCCAAAUGUGGCGACGAGUCGGUCAAAACUCAAGGACAGAGGGAGAAAAAAAACAUGCCUCUUUGAAACCACCCAAUACAGUUCCCUGGGUUGUUCUAUGACUUCUGCAUUCCCUCGAAGGGACAAAAGUAUCUCCCAUUGGGCUUGCUUUCAUUUAACUGCUAAUUCCAGCCAAGGCUCUUAAUUCGAAUUUUCCAAAUGGAAGACUAAGCCAAGCCUUCCUAUGUUCCUUUUUUGUUAACUAGAGGAGAAACAAGUUCAUCGUCUUCUUCACAAAUGACCUUUUUGUGCAGCUUUUCGAGCUUUUCGAGUCCGAGACAUGCCCGCUCAAAUUCUUGAAAUUAUAAAUUAAAUUUAUUAAUUAUUUAUUAAUUAAGAUCUCAAGAUAGUCAUGACAUACGUAUUUUCAAGCGAGUGAGCGAUUUUUUUAAUACGCGCAUUUUUCAGAGAAAUGGCGAUUACCGCCGCAAGUCUUUUUUUGAAAUUAAAAAUUUCUGAAAUGUUUAUAUCUCAGAAGGCAAAAAAUGAAAGAGCUUGAUCUAUGUUUAAAAAAACGAAUGAAUAAACCAAAAAUCUAAUUCAGUUUUAUGACACGAAGCCGAAGUGCAAAAAAAGACAUGUGUACAAGGGACUAUACGUAGUUCGAAAGAACGAAAUAUCUCUAGGAACUUCAACUUAAAGACAUUGUUGUGUCCUAUCCUGCCACCCAUCUUUUCUUUUUUUUACUGCGCCUGAGGGUAGCGGACGAUCAUGGGAACGGCAAAAAAAAAAGAGGGCAAUGAAAAAGAUGCUGAGGCGGGUGAAAAAAGUUUUCCGGUUUGCGACCAACUCAUUUUCGCGUUCGUUUGCAGCUGCUGCCAACUUCUUCACUUCCAAGUGCGCUUCGGACAGCGGCGCCUCUACCGGAGACCAGGACUUCGCCUUUGGGUCAGUUUCUCUUCUUCAUUCUCUCGGGUAUUAUGCCGCACGGCAUGAAAAUCGACAAUUUUUUGACCAAAAAAGCGGAGAAAAAGUUAUUGUUUUCCAAAAGUUAGUUAAAGCGGAACCCACAAAGAAGCUCUGUUUUUAGCUUGAAUAGGCGAGAAUAGGUUAGGUGAUAGCUGAAGAGACGAGAAAAAGCUUUAUGCAGUUCCCGCGUCAGCCGACUGUUAUCAUAGACUUUGCACCUUCUGAAACAAUAGGGAUAAUCGAACAGUUAUUUUUUUUUUCCAUCAUCCAGUCUUCAUUCAAGCGCAAAAUAAUAUCUUGUUUACUCUGGAAAGUCCGCAGACGUAAAAGGCAUGGCAAGGCUGCCGCAAACACGCCCGCAGGCACCUAGAUCCUUCGGCGGAGAACAGCGGACCAAUUAUGCUCCAGCUCGAGCUCCGAGUACGGCUCCAGUUCUAGGCAUUUUAUUUUUCUUUCUUCAUUUUAUCCUCAAAACUGAUUUUUUUUUCUUCGAGUGUGCGCCAGGAUGACGUGCCGCAAUAAUAAUAAGGAAAUGAGAAACAUUUAAUGUCUGAAUUGAGAAUUCGAUAUUGUAGUCCACCCUAUGGAAACAUUUGUAGUGGAACAUAUCUCGUACGCGAUCUGUCCAUGUAACGCAUAUGUGUGGGCUAUAUUUUUUUUCUGUCGUUAUUGAAGUUUCGGUUUUGGGAGCUAUUUGAACAGAAUGUGGAGAAUUUCUCAAAAAAAGAUCUUAAAGUUUCGGUAAAGUCUUCAGAAUAUUGGAUGAACAGUAGGAAGAGGGAAGUGCUUUCGAAAAAAACUUUUGAGCGGUAUAUUUGAGAUUUUUUGAUUUUCAACUGAUUUCAUUAAAGAAAAAAAAGCAAAAGGUCCUGCAAAGAUUCAAUUCAACCUGAGAAAUUAAUGGCAGCAUCUUUUUCACAACAACGCAACCUCGGAUACCAGGUCCCUUUAUCGGACAAUAAAAAAGACCUGGUCUGAGAAAAGUUGAAGAAAAGCUGAGCGAGCGCCAGGAAAUGGAACACGAAACGUCUUUCGAGCAUCUUUUAGUGCACAGAUUUCUUGGAAUCCCAUUUACACAAUUUUGCUCUUUGCUCCUUUGAAUCUGCUGUUUUUUGAAGAAAAAAGGCAAAGCUAUUUUUUCUUUUGAAACAGAUACAGCCGAUUCAUGGUUAGCUUGGGACGCUAAAAGACGCAUCCUAUUUAAUUUUCAGGAGUUUUUAAGAGGUUUUUUUUAUAACAGGUAAACCAAACAGAAUGGAUUAAAUUUCAAAAAAAUUUUAACAACCGAAAAUUUUUUUAAAAAAAGUAGUAAAUUACGAUAAUCGAGUUUUAAUUCAUAAUUCAACAGAAAAACUGAAAAAGUUCUCCGUGGAGCAAAAAUUCUCACUCACAUUAUUAAAAAAAGUAAUUUUUUUGCAAGCUUUCAUUGUAAGUUAUUGUUCGUGUGAAGAAACUUUGGACACUUUUUGUAUAUAAACUCUUCACAAACUUUAUGGCGCAUUAUCCCGUUAUUAAUUUCAUAUAUAGUCGUUUUCUUAAAUAUUUACCGAGUUUUCCUUUAUUUUGUUUUUCAGUUGAGAAUAACUUUCUUCUUAUGAAAAAUAAGUCGUAUAGAGUUAUGAUUUAGCAAUACGAAAAGAAUGGAAAAAUUUUGUAUAGUGCAUUUGACCUCUGCGAUCCAAAUGUACGGUAAUUCAAAAGGCGCGUAAUUUCUUCUAUGCUCCGUCUGCUCUGUCCACCCUCCCGCGGAGUCUCUCUCGCUCUUUCUUUUUGAUGAUUUUUCAAUAUUUGAAGCUUAUUUCGUGUUCAAAGUAAUUUCCGCGAGAUUUAAUAUUAUUUCUGAAUUUACGCUAUCUUUUUUUCACAUUCUGACUUCUAUUUUGAACAUCGCAGAAUCACUUUGAAUACGACAUUAAUUAUAAUUUAUGAUUUCGAGCCUCUAGAAAACGCUUCGUUUUGACAAUUAACUUUCAAAAAAAGUAAAAAUUUAAAAUUUAAUUUUUUUUCUUGCUUUUAAUGUUCUUAACUUCAAAAAAUUGUUUCAUUUUUCACAUCAUUCAAGGUCUUUUUUUCUACUUUUCAAAGUUAUUUCGAGAAGAGUUUCUAAUUGUGAUUUUCUGUUGCAGUCUCCUAUUAGAAAAUGUGGAAAUCACUAUAUCCGAUUCCUGGAGGGCUUGAGUCAUUGAAACAAUAGUCCUAACACGGAAGAAACAGUGUUUGGUUAGUGCAGAGCGCAGACAGUGCCCCGCCUCUUUGCGUCCCAAGCGGAUCGGCUAUGAUCAUUUUUUGGAAACAAUUUUCAAAAAAGGUUUUUGGGAAUUAGGACUCUAAAUUAUAUGUUAAGCAGCUCGUCAACCAACAUCAAGUCUUAAUAAUAUACUUUCCGAUUAGUAGUUGGAAACCUAUUUCUACAUCUUUUUUUUUUUUAACUGAGUUUUCUUGUUUAUGUUACAUAUUUUCACUGUUUUCGCAUUAGAAGAAAAUGAAAUGGAACUAAAUUCAGAAUGAAGGAGGAGGGCCAGACGCAGACCCAGCAGCAACAAAUACCUGGCGCCUGGUUCUUCGAAGUCGGAGAUGACGCGUCGACGUCGCCGGUCAACGAGUUGGACGACGCGGUGCUGCUCCAGAUGCGCACUACGAUGGGAGUACGCAACAUCACACAGUCCGUGGAUGUUCCAAGCUCCGAGCACGUGGCCGAAAUUGUCGGUAGACAGGGUAUCUUUUCAUUUCGAAUUUGUAGCCGACGAAAAAAAUUGCAUAGAUCAUGAAAAAAAAAAGCAUCGGGAGGCUAGGUUCAAACGAGCCUUACCUGCGUCUCUGCCUUACGCUAUGUCUCUGGUCUCUAGCAUGUUCACAUCUGUUUUCAAAACCAAAAACUGAAGAACUCAAAAAAAAAAGAAGUUUAGUUGGGAGAAAUACAUAAUUUGGGGGUUUUCUGUUUGAAAUUAUCUUCAGUUGUUUGUUUUUUCUAGCAAAAUUAUUUUAUUGUUCAGAUCAUAAUUUUUUUGUCAAUUAUGAAUGAAAGAAAUUAUAUUUUUCAAAAGUAAGACCUAAACAUGGAAAGUCUGAGUCUAAUCCAUUAAACUUUCACACAAGUAAAGUCUUCAUUUAAUUUUUGACGGAACGAAUUCCAAAUGGGAAUGGUGACUAUAUUAUUUCCUCAUGUUUUCGUUUUUGUUGGAGCAAAAAGAUGAUUUUUGCUUUGUUCCAGGCCCAACAAAUUUUUUUAAAAAACAAUAACUGAAAAGUUUUUCAUUACGAAAAUUUUACAUUUGUAAAGGGGUAUUUUUUAAGGAUGCAAGAUAAAGGCUUUGCGGGCGAAAACAAACACGUACAUCAAGACGCCAGUCCGAGGCGAAGACCCCGUUUUCGUGGUAACUGGACGACCAGAAGACGUUCUGGAGGCGAAGCGCGAAAUCGAGUGUGCUGCAGAGCACUUCACGCAGAUUCGCGCCAGCCGACGUCAUUCGCAGGGUUAGCGGCGGCGACUUUGGAGCUCACUCACUUCUUUUUUCAGGCGGUGCUCCGGCUCCUGGCCACAUCACGACCUACGUCCGAGUGCCGCUACGGGUCGUCGGCCUUGUCGUUGGACCCAAAGGAGCGACUAUCAAACGCAUUCAGCAGGACACUCACACCUACAUCAUCACGCCUAGCCGAGAACGCGAACCAAUAUUCGAGGUGAAAACUCGCUUCUCCGGUGUGCCUUUGUCAAUAUUCUUGGUCAAUUUAAAUUUUCAAAGCGGGUUCAAUCGGUCGCAGAACUAGAAAUGGGAUCUAGUUUGCGUAAAAAGACUUUCGAUUCAAGUCCUCUCUUCCAACUUCACAGAUAGACUACUUUGGCUCCGACAGUUGAUAAAAAAUGCUAUAGCAGUGAUGCAUCGCAUCGAGAAACCUUUGUCUCGCCUUUCUGUGCAACCAAUUCCAUUGUCACGCAUUUUCGGCGAGUCGGUCGGUCACUUCUCAGACAGCACGCCACGCCGCGAUGAUGGCAUUGUCACGCAAUCUCUCUAAACGUCAACAUAUCGCAUGAAAAUUCCUCGAAAAUGAGGUCGCUUCUUGGGGAUUCUUCCGACCUUUUGCCUCCUAGUCGAAAUGGCCAGAGCAGAAAAAAAAAAAUACAUGGAAAAUGCAUACAUCUGCCUAAAAAUGUUGGAGCCAAGAUAGUUACGUUUUGUCUUUAUUUCUUCACCCAAUUGAGUCAAAGGUCUUGAUUUUUAUUUUAGAAUACUGACUCAAUUUUUUUUCAGGUAACUGGUCUUCCACACAACGUGGAAGCCGCGCGUAAGGAAAUCGAACAACACAUCUAUCAAAGAACGGGGAACAUGCCGAUCACAAAUGGCCCCAUUUCUCAAUAUCCCGAGCAUCAGGUAAGAAAUUGCCUUUUGCUUGUUACAUUUCCUUUUCCUCACUAAUAGAGAAGAAAUUUGUGGAAAUAUGAUCUUUUGUAACACGUGUUUUGAGUAAUGUCGGCUUGGUUUUAAUAUGGCCUGGUGGCUUUGUCAAAGGACGAGAGAGUACGUGACUGGUUGUGACGCAGGAUUUUGUUGAGGUGCAGUGUUACCCCAGAGAAUUCGAGGCUAAUUUGCCAGAUGUUUGGGAUGUCUCUGCGAGUGUGGGAAACUAUUCAAUUUCUAUGCCUAUGAUGAAUAAAUGAACACGGAUUUUGUCCUUUUAGGGCACUUCAAGAAUAUCACUUUUGUCAACGUUUCAUUUCCAUUAUACAGCAGAACAAGGAAAAAAAAAAGCAUAAAAAAAUUUUUUUUCAGAUGGGUUUGCCUCGAAACUCUGGAGCUUCUACGUAUGGUCCUACAGCCCGUAGUGGAGCUUCGAGCGCUUGCGGAAACCUCGACUAUCACAACGAUUUCAACCGACCUCUCGUCGAAAACUCUGGUCUCUCAUCCUUGGUACGCGAUUAAAAUGAAUUAUUAGGAAAACUGCGGAUUUCGAAAUUGAAUCUGAAAGCUGUAAUUGAUUGGUGAAAAGAGUUUCCCAAUUGUCGAAAAUCAAAACUCGACGUUUUCGCAGAAAUGUAUUUUAUUUUUGCAAAAAAAUUUGAGACUGGAUUGCUGGAAAUAAAAAGAGGAUGAAGGAAGGGAAAUCUAUAUGCAAAGCUUCUUAGAAUUUUCAUGAGUAAACUUUAAUUCGUUCAAUUUGCGCGUGAGAGGUCGAUUCUGAAGAAAGGAGUCUUACUUGUCGUAAAUCUCUCCAUAUUUACUCGCCUGUGAUGCACCAAAUUCUGAUCCGUUCAAUUUUUUUGAAUUGCAAGACACUGUUUGAAAAUUAUCUUUCAGCUGAGAAGCUUCCCAUCGAUGAGGGCUUCGUGUGGAGUGGGGGCUAUCGGCAGCGGAACGCCUUCCUCGUUCAACAACAUCUCUUCGUCGCCGACUCCUUUCCAGACGUCGAACGUCGUCAACACGCAGCACAACUACCGUCUCUCCCACCAUCAGUCUUCGCACAACUUGCACAACAACGGUUCCUAUCAGCCGUGGUCGAGCAGCGCCUGUAUCACCGGAUUUUUGGAAAAUGGUUUCGUCGGCUCUCCUGUUUGCCCCUAAACAUUUGUUUUACAGAUAUCUUUUCCGGAAGCCGCCCAUCGGCAUUCUCCUCUUCUGUUUGGUCGUCCUCCUUGGGAAUGUCUGGAUCCAAACAAACUUGCCCUUCUCGCGACGAAGGCCUCGGUGACUCUCCUACCAACCCGUUAGUUUGCGCAAACAAUUCCCUUCGAAUUACCUUCUUUUUGUUUAUUAUCUGUCCUUCUUUAGGCUGGUUUCUGUCAACGGCGGUACUUUCGGUCUUCUUCAGUCGAUUUGGUCGGAUGUCGCCGACCCUAACGUCUCUCCUACUAACCGAGAAAACGAAAAAGCUGCUCCCGUCGCCGUUCUUUCGGCCUAA
Molecule: messenger RNA, 10972 nt
Organism: Caenorhabditis auriculariae
Lineage: Eukaryota; Metazoa; Nematoda; Chromadorea; Rhabditida; Rhabditidae
Source: the annotation of a GenBank genome assembly